AUGGAUGUAACAAACCACGGAGUUAGUAUUUCAUUGUUGGAAACAUUCAAGUUAGAGGUAACCAAUUUCUUGAAGCUUCCAAUGGAGGAAAAGAAGAAACUAUGGCAAACAGAAGACAGUCAUGAGGGAUUUGGGCAAUUGUUUGUCGUUUCGGAAGAUCAAAAGCUUGAUUGGUGUGAUAUGUUCUUCCUAAUUACUCUUCCUCCUCAAUUGAGAAAGCCUGAUAUUUACAAUAAGUUGCCUCAAAAUUUAAGGGUAACAAUGGAAGCUUACAUAGCAGAAGUAAAGGGUUUAGCUCAAACUCUGCUAAACCAGAUGGCUAAAGCAUUAGGGAUCGACGAGGGCGAAAUGACAGAGUUAUUCGAUGAAGAGUAUCAAAUAAUGAGAAUGAAUUACUACCCUCCAUGUCCCGAGCCUAACAAGGCAAUAGGGCUCACUCCUCACUCGGACGCAAAUUCCCUUACCGUCCUUUAUCAAUUGAAUGAUACCGUAGGCCUCGAAAUCAAGAAAGAUGGCAAUUGGGUGCCCGUUACGCCUCUUCCAAAUGCCUUUGUGCUAAACGUUGGAGACGCUUUAGAGAUUUUGAGCAAUGGAAUUUAUCGAAGUAUUGAGCACAAAGCAACAGUGAAUUCGACGAAAGAGAGGAUAUCAAUUGCAACAUUUAAUAGCCCCAACAUUGAUUCUGAAAUUGGACCAGCUAAGAGUAUUAUUGGCCCCCUUAAUCCUCCACUUUUCCGAACGCAACCAUUGACACAAUACUACAAGGAGUUCUUUGCCACUAAGCUCAAUGGAAAAUCACAUCUAGACAAUAAUAUGGGAAUUUCAACAUAG
Messenger RNA from Chenopodium quinoa (quinoa), 831 nucleotides. Its product is annotated as protein SRG1-like. NCBI's taxonomy places the organism in Eukaryota, Viridiplantae, Streptophyta, Magnoliopsida, Caryophyllales, Amaranthaceae. The record is from RefSeq and is a predicted model, not a curated record. The coding region runs from base 1 to 831 and encodes 276 amino acids. The transcript is spliced from 4 exons.